Molecule: messenger RNA, 384 nt
Organism: Mesocestoides corti
Lineage: Eukaryota; Metazoa; Platyhelminthes; Cestoda; Cyclophyllidea; Mesocestoididae
Source: the annotation of a GenBank genome assembly
UGGGAUGAUCUAAUUAACAAAUCCAACAAGCUAACCGCAUCUAUAACAAUGCAGUGUGUGUCUGGCUUUCUGGAGGCCUUUCAAAAAAUAGCCGACAUUGCAGAAUCUGACAAUGCCGGGUUACGCCCGUUCGGAAUAGCUAUGAGGCGGUUCUGUCUACGCCAGAAAUGCGUGGAGUCUCGCCUGCGGAGUUUUAACAGUCAACUGACUGACUGCCUCGUGACUCCACUUUCCGACCGGCUGGAGGAAUGGCGGCGCACAGCCAACCAGAUGGACCGCGAUUGUGUCAAAGAAAUGCGCAAGGCCAAAUCAGAAUUGCAGCGCGCCGUGCUUGAGGCAGAGAAGUGCAAAAAACGACUCCGACGGAAGGUACACAGUCCUUAA